UCUCAGCCUAUUGUAGUCUCGGACUGCCCCCCGUACACGCGUGAAAACUAAAAACACACGGCAAUGUGAAGCUGCCAUCAGCAUCCCCUCCGUCUACUGCUGGCUGGCACUAGCACCGCUCCCUGCCACUAGUCAAUCAUCGUAGUCGCUCCUAUCACGGAAGGCCUCUCUUUCUCAGCGGUCCAGGAGACCGUCCUAAACGCAGCUACCGCGGUUGCAGACCAUACGGUCAACACUGAGCUUGGGCAAGCUCUCUCCGAGCUCAUCGGUGAUGCUACCGACGACGUUCCCGUCGUCAGGAACCUAGACAAGGCUGGCGACAUUCUGUGUAAUCCCAACUACAGACAAGCGCUCGAAGCGGCCCGACUUUACCAUCCUAUGGUUCGCGACCAGGGAAAGCUGUUGCAGGAAUCUCAGCAGAGUCGGAAAAAACUUGAGGCUGCGAAGCUCCUGGACAUUUCAACGAAGUUCAGGCUCUACCAGUUCCUAGAGGAUUGGCAGCAGAGUACCGACACACACAUGAACGUCGUGUUGACUAAGUCUCGCUGGGUUAUGAUGGGCCUUCCUCUAGUCGAUGGACAGAUUCCUCCACUCCCCACACGCGUACAGCCGGCAGACGACCAGCAUCCACCAGUGCUGAACUCUCCUUCGGAGCUGACCUUGGUCACAGGAGAGGAAGGCUCUCCCCUCCAGGAUGUCAGCAACGGGAGCAAUUCAACUUUUGUAGAUGAUACUGAUCGGCAGUCCAUCGCAGAUUCCAUCUGGAACCCAUGGGCGGGCGCGAGCCCACGCUCUGCCUAGCAGCAUGCAACUUCUCCCUACGGCCCGGCACUAAGGAUGUGAUCACCGAUUGGAAGAUCAGGAGCGGUUGUCGGAGUCGUCAUCUCGUUGAACGUGUAUGCAGCGACGUAGCCAUAGCCGGCUUUACGAGUACAGAAUGCGAUGUCAAGGACCAUUGGAAUGUGUAUUCAACUAUCUGUGUAUUAGUCUGUCGAGCAUGGCAUUGAACAGAA
This is a messenger RNA of Dichomitus squalens LYAD-421 SS1, 1013 nucleotides long. RefSeq lists its product as uncharacterized. The record is from RefSeq and is a predicted model, not a curated record. The transcript is spliced from 5 exons. NCBI's taxonomy places the organism in Eukaryota, Fungi, Basidiomycota, Agaricomycetes, Polyporales, Polyporaceae. The coding region runs from base 379 to 801 and encodes 140 amino acids.